AUGUCUGACCAAAUUGACCUUUCCAUUUACCAACCUAACCUGAACAACAAAUAUACUGGGGACCCUUGGUCUAUUUUCAAUGCUGCUGCGCAAAGGAGAAAAGAGAGGGAAGUCAACUUAAAGCAGGAAACUCUCUCACAGCCAGAAAGUGACGAGGAAAGAAGGCGGGUACUAGAACAGGUUAAAGUGGACGUUAUGCUGUUCACUGCAGAAUACCAAAAGAAAAACCAGCUUGAUUGGGUUGAUUUGGAAGCACAAAUUAAUGACGAAGAAUAUUAUUGUCCAGAAGCCGAAGCAGACUAUGACGACGGCAAAUCAACAGAGUCUGAUACGGCUGUCGAAACUGAUGCCGAAAGGGAAACGGCAUUUCAAGCUGAAUGUGUGGUGUCAGCGGAGGUGGAAUAUUCUGACGCUGAAAUAACACAGGAUGAAGGCUCGAGUGCUGACGGUGUGGACCAAUAUGACGAAGAAUAUCGUGAUACAAGUAGUAUCUACGAUGAUAUUAACGAGGAUGUCGCUAGCAACAACAACAACGUGGUAAAAGAAGAUGAUGAGGAAUGUCUAGAUUAUAUCACUGACACUUUCGAGAUCAAAAGAAUCAAUAAAAGACUCGAAGAUGCCAUUGAAUAUUAUAACAGGAAAGAUGUUGAACGCAAGGGUUUCGGAGACAGAAGUUUCAUAGAGAAAGCAUUUAAAGAGUUCGAAGCUGGAGAGCUGAGCGAAGACAAGUUGCAUUCUCUCGAGAAGACCGUUGCAUUUUACAACAGGCCCUCAUCAGCAGAUCGUCUUCACUUUGCAAACAUCAGAUUGAGACGUUCUGCUAGAAAGAUAGGAUUCGGGGAAACCAGGAUUAAGACUUACAACGUCGGUGAAGUCGUAACCAAGGAGGAGCAUCCGGUAAAACCAAAACAUGGAGCUCCUGGUAAAUCAAUUUUAAAGAACACAAAUGUGAAGAAAUUUCAAACGCCAAAGGGCGAUUACAAUCUUGUCGGCACAGAUUUACUUGCGAAUGCCAUUGCAAGGCUGUUCAAUUUGUCCGACAUGCCAUUGAAGUUUUUUGACAAAGAUGAUCCCAUAAGCUCCCUAACAUGGGCGGCUCAUGGUAUUGCAAAUGCUUUUGGAUUGAAAGAGCUAUGCAUGGAGAAUGUGAUGAAUGGAAAGAUAGAGGCCAGGAAAAAGGCCAUAAAGCAGCGUGAUGAGUGCAUAAAAAAGCUGCAGACCGAAAAGAGUUCACUGGUAGGUGAAGUGAGUGAGUUGAAAGAGAAACUAGAAAAGGUGACCACUGAGAUGAAUCUUAAGACCCGUGAAAGCAGAGAAUACCUAGACCUAGCAAACAAUAGGACAAGGGAGUUGAAACGGACCGUGGGAAACAUGGAAGAACUUAAGAUUGACCUCAUUGAGGCCACAUCAAAGGCGGAAACCCUGGCAGUUGAGAAUAAUGAUUUGAGGAAGAAUACCAAAGAGCUAAGGGCUAACUUGGUUGAACAGAAAGAGACCAGUAAGUCACUGAAUGCUCAUAUUAGGAUUUUGGAGAAAAAAUUGGUACAUGAGCAAAAACGAUUAAGCGAUAGUUGGAGUAAAAUACAAUCGUUGGAGCAGUAUACGAAGGAAAGCUUGAAGUUGCAGUCUGGGCUUCAGGCGAUUGAUAAAUCGAAUGAAAAGCUCGUCGAUGAAAACAAAAAGCUUCGUACACUGAACGACCGAUUGUCUGUUAAGGUGAAAGAUGUGGAAGUAUCUCUCAGUAAAAUUGGAAGAAGCCUAGAGACCUCACAAUGUAACGAGUCAAAACUGCAAGAAGCAAAUCAAAGUUUAGCCAAAGAGCGAGAAGAAAAUCAUGAAAAGAUUGAAAGGUUGGAGGAAACCAACCAUGCUUAUAGAGCGGAGUUUGCCUUGCAGUUUAGACAGUUAGAGGCCAAGUAUGCAGAAGCCGUGAAGGAGUGCAAGAUCAGAGAUAAAGAGAUCCGCAAGGCUGAGCGACAAUUGGAAAAAAGGGCCCAGGCUCUGAGAGAUACUGGCUGGAAGAUGGCUAAAAAGCGCGAUGAUAAUACUGUCCAUGUUUAUAGUGAGAACAUGGCCGAUGACGGAAAUUGUGUCGAUAGACGACGACGGAAUGCGGACUCAGACGUACAGGUCAGUGGAGGACAUGGGCAUAAAGUGUUAAGAUCACUGAGCAAUAAAAUGCAUGUGCACAUGUCCUCAACUGACUAUAAGUUGGGCCGUUAUUGA
Molecule: messenger RNA, 2226 nt
Organism: Torulaspora delbrueckii
Lineage: Eukaryota; Fungi; Ascomycota; Saccharomycetes; Saccharomycetales; Saccharomycetaceae
Exons: 1
Coding region: 1-2226 (741 amino acids)
Source: RefSeq, a predicted model, not a curated record